Molecule: messenger RNA, 864 nt
Organism: Zygosaccharomyces rouxii
Lineage: Eukaryota; Fungi; Ascomycota; Saccharomycetes; Saccharomycetales; Saccharomycetaceae
Gene: SIC1
Product: cyclin-dependent protein serine/threonine kinase inhibiting protein SIC1
Exons: 1
Coding region: 1-864 (287 amino acids)
Source: RefSeq, a predicted model, not a curated record
AUGACUCCCGCAACGCCGCCCAGAUCAAGGGAAAGAAGAUCUAGUAUGGUUAAUGACAGGGAACUUCCCCAUUUUGAGACUGGAUCAGCACCUCCGGAGACUCCACAUAGGUCUCUUCAAAGUAGGGGUCCGGUGACACCUUCCACCACGACAACCAAGUCACACAAGGAAUUAUCAGCACCGUACUUGUUCCCACCAAGGGAAAGGUCACCGUUUAAGGGCUUCCAAUCACCAGAAUUUACGCCGUUUCGUGAGUUGAAAGAACAACAGGAACAAGAUGAACAGUUCCCACCGCAAGAAUUACAAAAAGUUAGUAGAGUACUGUUCCCCAAGUCCUCGAAGGAUGAAAUCGGGGAGGAUCCAUCUCCUUCUAAGUUAGAGUUGUUACCGCCAACUAGACCGACAUCUUCAAGGAGUCGGAAAUUCUCCAGUGAGUCGCCCACUGAAUAUAAGAACGAAUCAUUUAAGCAAGCGAAACAAGUACCGGGUACACCUAGUGAUAAGCUGACGAAUUUUGAACUAGCUAAAAAAUGGUACAACAACAGUGAUAAUGACGAUAAUUAUGAUGGGGAUGAUGAUGAAGAUGAUGAGGGUCUGAUAAGGCAGGUAACGCCGACUAAUCCGUUUCAAAGUUCCAGUCCAGUUAGCGAAGAAACUAGAAAUUCACGCAAGCAGUCACUGCUCAAAAGUAAUCCUGAUGUGGAAGAUGUUAUAACGUAUCUGAAUAAGGAUGGCGCGGUUGCCAGACGACAUCGAUUAUCAAGUGCUGAAAAGGAAGCAUUCAAACCAAAACGUCUAUUCGCAAAGGAGCUGCAGGAGCUGGAAUCCGGAAAUGAGGCAGCUGAGGGUUCAAAUAGGAAUUGA